ACUUCAUCAUCCACAGCCAUCACUUUACUGGGUUGUGGAACAUGGAUCAGCUGGCAGGGCCAGGGCCCGGAUGUUGUUCGGGUGGCCCUGACCUUCGGUCUGGCCGUGGCGACGGUGGUGUGGAUAUUUAGCCAUAUUUCCGGAGGUCACGUGAAUCCAGCCGUGACGAUCGCCGCACUCUUCACCAGGCGCGUCAGCAUCAUCAGGUAAGGAAGACAUCGGUGACGUCAGCGAUGUGUACGAAACUUUAGUUGACUUUACCUUAUGUUGUUGUUUUUAAAAUUAAAAUAUCCUUUAUGUUAAGUUCGCUUUAUUUUGUGUUUUUGUUUAAGGCAAAAUAUUGGGACGGCAAAUUGACCCACUCCCGAAAUCCUGUCGAGCUGAAAACUUGGCCACGUAGCCUGUUUGUCGAUGACAACACACUCGAUCCAUUUUUUAACCCCACCCCGACCCUUAAGAAUAAGUUUUUUUUUCACUCCUGGAUUUUUAAGGGAGGAGAUGAAUGAAAUAUGAAUGGUCAAUGGUUGCAUGUUUUGGUGUGGAGAUUAAUUGUGCUGCUAUGUGCUUUGCAUUUCUGGAGAAUUUGGGUAUGCAUCAAGAAAAAAAUUAAAACGUUAUUUUUUGAAGGGGGUAAUGAAGGAAAUGGGAAAAGUGUUAUCGCCAGAAGUUUUACCAAUGUACAUGAGCGAUUCUUAAUAAAUGAUAAAAUCUCGUACAAAUGACAUAAAUGCCAACAAAAAUGCACAUAAAGAAUUUAUACGAAAAUCGUUUAUUUUAGGGGUCGGUUUGAUUUAUUUUUUUUAAAAAUAAUCUCUAGGUAAUCUUAUUAGGUUUCUCAUUAAGGCAUCUCUGGUUGUGAUGGUUAAGGCUGAGGGGAGAAGGCAAGGGGGUGGGGUAGGAAGUAAUGGGAUCCACGCAAUAAUGUUUCGGUUUGUCGGUCCGUACGUCCUCUUCUGUCAAGCCGAGAAACGGUUGACAUAAUAAGAUGAAUAGCUGUCGGUGCUGACUUACCUGAAUAAGUGAACGACGGGAAGGUAUCACAUUGCGUGAUCGCAUCCAGUGGUGGCAAUGGUGCUGCUUCAAUUUUUGUUUUUUAACUUCCAAAUUGAUCUGAUUGCAAAUCUGAUAUUUACUUUUCGGUAAUAAGCUUCAAAAUGAAGAAGCUCCAGAACGAAUUGAAACACCCCCCCCCCUUUUUCCCCAACAACUGUGGCAGUUUGAACUCACUCUGACAACAAACACGCUCUCUUCCAGGGGUAUCCUGUACAUCGUUGCUCAAGUUGUCGGAGGGAUCGUCGGAGCAGGGAUCCUCUACGGGCUGACCCCAAGUGUCAAACAGGGCAACCUGGGGUCCAAUGUCCUCAACGUUAAUGUUUCUGCUGCCCAAGGUACGAUGACGUUUGGUUGCGGUUAAACAUAAACAAAUCAUUCCCACAUCUUUUGAAGGAAACUUCAGCGGCCGAUCUGUCUGAAAGCGCAUCGAUGGACCGCAUAGCGUUGUCCGUUGCCUGCUCCAUUCCAGCUAUUUAAACCAUAAAGUUAUACAAUCUAACACAGUUUGUGACGAGCUAUUUAACAUUCACACAUGUCAGCAAUGUUGUUCACGAGCACAAAGAUUUGAAAGAGUUCAUUCUAUAACCAACGUUAUUAUAAAAGCUCUUCAGACACAAACCUUUUAAUGAUAACUACGUAUCAUAUUAUGUAUAACCUUAUCAUUUCAUUUCAUUUUCUAAAAAUCAUCAUUUUAUCUCUCAUUCAUUUAAUUAUAUCGUAAUAAAAAAACACAGGGUGGGGGGGGGGGGACAAAAAUAAAGAAUGGAUGUAUUUGCAGAAAGCCUUCCCUGGCGAAACAACCAAAAACCACCUAAAAAAAACAAAAAAUAAAAAAAUAUUAUGUAUAACCUUAUCAUUUCAUUUCAUUUUCUAAAAAUCAUCAUUUUAUCUCUCAUUCAUUUAAUUAUAUCGUAAUAAAAAAACACAGGGUGGGGGGGGGGGACAAAACUAAAGAAUGGAUGUAUUUGCAGAAAGCCUUCCCUGGCGAAACAACCAAAAACCACCUAAAAAAAACAACAACUAAAAAAUCUUAUCUGAUUCUGUUGAAAGUUCUAGAGAAAUAUGUGAGCUCUAUCUUGUAUUUUUUCAGCUUUUCCCCUUUAUUGUGCUAAUAUAUUUCCUUUUUGUACCCUGAACGCAGUCCAUCCUCAUCCCACUUUUUUUUACUAUCCUAUUAUUGUCUAUCUUAAACUGCGACGUGUUCCAUCAUCAAAGUGUUUCAUCGUCUGCCUGGUUUACCUUCCAGGGUUUGGUGUUGAGCUCAUCGUCACCUUCGUCUACGUCCUGGCCGUGUUCUCAUCGCUUGACGACAAGAGAACAGACCUCAGAGGCUCAUCUCCCCUGACGAUUGGUCUGGCGGUGGUGGUCUGCCACCUGUUUGCUGUAAGUCCCUGCUGAAUGUGUCCACCCGUAGUGGACAUCCAGAUGCAAAGAUAAACAGAGUAUGGUGGGCGAUGAAUGAGGCGCCCUGGGACAAGAGUCCUUAUUAACACCCAACCCCCCUCCCCAGCUCUCUUCCUCUGAAACCCAUAUGUUUCAUCAGUAAAAAUACCACCAAAGCCCAUUUUGGCGCCCCCACUAGUCGAACCCCACUAAUCUGGCGCCCGAGGACAUUCCUACUCCCACUGCCCCUCUUAGUGAAAUAAAUGACGUGUAUAUAUCACAUGACUGCCCCAUUCGCCAUUUGAUAUACUCCAAAGGACCCCCCUCUCAUCUCACCCCCCCCCAGGACAUUCCUACUCCCACUGCCCCUCUUAGUGAAAUAAAUGACGUGUAUAUAUCACAUGACUGCCCCAUUCGCCAUUUGAUAUCCUCCAAAGGACCCCCCUCUCAUCUCUCCCCCCCCCCACAAAAAACCAUAAUUUUUACAUUUCAAAACCCAAUCGUCGGUCUCUGGCUUGGGGUGUCCACUUGUGGUCAAAGUCGAUGUAUUGGGUCAAAUUUCAAAUCCCUGAUUUCGGAAAUCGUCUACUGAGGCGUCGGAUUCUUGAACCUGAGAUUUUGAGAUCAGAGUUUCCCCACGUGAUAUUCUAAACAGCUGGAAUUUGAUAUACCUCCUAAAAAAUAUGACUCGCGUAUGAUUAUAGCGCUAAUCCUGAAUCUGAUAUUUUUAACUUUGCGCACUCUAAAAAAAAUAUAUGUUGAGAUCCUCUGUAAUCAGGGCGCUUUACUUUUCAGUUUGUCUUCCUCUUGGCACUCUUGCUGAUACCCAAGUCCCCUUCCUACCCCGACCCCCCCCCACACCAACACACUUUUCCCCGGGGAAAAAUGUGUGACCUUUAAGAGUGAAGUUCAAGGGCAGUAGAGUAAAGUUCUAAGUUCACUAUUUGCAAUGCUUCCCCCCCGCAGAUCCCCUACACCGGAGCCAGCCUCAAUCCUGCCAGAAGCUUCGGACCAGCCCUUAUUAUGGACGUGUGGGAGAACCACUGGGUAAGUACUGAGUAG
Molecule: messenger RNA, 3498 nt
Organism: Lymnaea stagnalis (great pond snail)
Lineage: Eukaryota; Metazoa; Mollusca; Gastropoda; Lymnaeidae
Source: the annotation of a GenBank genome assembly